Fusarium oxysporum Fo47 is the source of this 553-nucleotide messenger RNA. RefSeq lists its product as uncharacterized. Bases 29 to 475 code for a protein of 148 amino acids. The transcript has 2 exons. The record is from RefSeq and is a predicted model, not a curated record. NCBI's taxonomy places the organism in Eukaryota, Fungi, Ascomycota, Sordariomycetes, Hypocreales, Nectriaceae.
ACAAUACAGAAGUUCCUAGCAAUUCAGAAUGAAGCUAUCUCAGAUCCUCAGCACUGCUGCAUUAUGCAGCUUUGCACUUGCAAGCCCACUGCCAGGUAAUGCGAUUGCUGAGCGAGAGGCCAACCCUGUUACUCCUCCUGGCUAUGGUGCGAAGUACAUCUUGGAGGAUGACCUUGAUAAGCGUGAGCCGCAGAGGAACGCUUAUGGAAAGGCCUACACCCUGAAAAUGAAGGAUGAUGGCUUUGAGAAGCGAGACCCUCAGAAUACUUAUGGCAAGGCCUAUACCCUGAAGAUGAAGGACGACGGUUUCGAGAAGCGUGAGCCUCAGAGGAACACGUAUGGAAAAGCCUAUACUCUGAAGAUGAAAGAUGAUGGCUUUGAAAAGCGAGACCCUCAGAAUACAUAUGGCAAGGCUUACACUUUGAAGAUGAAGGAUGACGGCUUUGAGAAGCGUGAGGCUGAAAGUGAGGCUUGAAUGUUUAUUCAUAUUAUAAAUAUCUAGGUCAUAGACACAUGCAAUGUUGGUUUCAUGUGUCCAGUAAGAAACCCAAAU